Molecule: messenger RNA, 2626 nt
Organism: Morone saxatilis (striped sea-bass)
Lineage: Eukaryota; Metazoa; Chordata; Actinopteri; Moronidae
Gene: scg3
Product: secretogranin III
Exons: 12
Coding region: 327-1811 (494 amino acids)
Biological process (GO): protein localization to secretory granule
Cellular component (GO): secretory granule membrane
Source: RefSeq, a predicted model, not a curated record
UUUCUGUAGCUCACACGGGGCUUGAAGAGCCUCCCUGCUUAUCUGGUUAUAAUUAUAGAGAGGUGACCUGGUUUCAGCACCGCGGCUCGUUAACAGCUCCAGUGCACAGCGGAGAUUUUGGCCAGCCCCUCCACGCCCGGUGCGUCUGACAGAGCAGGGUACCCAGGGCGCAGCCUCCGCGGCAGUUUCAGCACCAGCGGCCGGCCGGAGAGAAGCGGAGCUGUCCACACGUUCAGCACUUUUCUUCCGGACGCGGGUGGGAACAGAGAGCAAGGCAGCCAGGAUAUAUCUUCCCCCUGGGCACCCCUGAGACAACGUAUUUCAGGAUGGCGUCAAAAUACGUUGGCCUCUUCGUCCUUUUCCAGUUUCUAGCGCUGAAUGUAGUGAGCCAGAUAUCUGCCUUCCCCACACCGACAGCCUCAGCGGAUGAUAAAACUGUGUACAAUAGACAGUUGACAGAAGAAAGACCAGUACAAGAGCAGAUUGCUGAGGCGGACAGUGUGAAAGCUGCAGUACAGUCAGCUGAGAGCAAGCGUCCCACUGCCUCCAAGGACACGGAGUCAGAGCAGGACCUUGAUGACUUAACUGUGCUGAAGUCACUGGCUGAUGGCCAGAAAUCAAAGGAGGCCACUGAGGUGCCGCUCAAGAAGGAGGAGCAGUAUGUUCCCGAUGAAUCAGACUCAACCAAAAGCCGGCGUCUGGCUGAGGACUACGACUCCACCAAGAAUGGGAUGGACUACGGCAAGUACCAGGAUGACCCAGAGAGUUUCCGUCAGGUUGAUGGGACUCCGCUGACAGCAGAAGACAUCGUCCAGAAGAUUGCAAACAAGAUAUAUGAGGAGGACGACAGAGGGGUGUUUGACAGGAUUGUCUCCAAACUGCUCAAACUGGGGCUGAUCACAGAUAGUCAGGCAGAUACCCUGGAGUACCAGGUGGCCGAGGCUCUCCAGGAUCUCAUCACCAAAAACGCCAAAAACAAUGAGAUUGAGGACAUUGAGAGCAACGGCCAAGAAACCAGAGGAGAGCAGGACGACCAGGAAUCAGACGCAAACGCGGACACAUGGGAGCCACCCAGGCGCCGCUACAACGAAGACGAAGAGGACGUGGACGAAGAUGAUGAUGAGAUUGAGGACGAGGUGGACAGGGAUGCAGAAGAAGACGGGGGCGACACAGCUGACAACACCUGGGACAAAGAUACUGAGGAGGGCAACGAGGUGAGCCCUGAAGAUGGACUCCAGGACCUGCAGUACUUCCCAAACUUCUACCGGCUGCUCAAGAGCCUUGACUCAGAUCAAGAUACUCAGGAAAGAGAGACACUGAUUACCAUUAUGAAGACGCUGAUUGACUUUGUGAAGAUGAUGGUGAAGUACGGCACCAUCACGCCAGAGGAGGGAGUGUCCUAUCUGGAGAACCUGGAUGCCAUGAUAGCCAUGCAGACUAAGAACAAGCUGGGCAAGUCUCUCGGGCCUCCUGAUUUCACUGGACCCAACGGAAAAAACUUGGAUGAGGAUGACAACACCAAGGCUGAGGCAGCUAAAAUGCAGAAGGAGUACGAGAACCUGAAAGACUCAACCAAGGAGGAGCAGCCAUCAACUGAGACCAAUCAACCUGGCAAGUCAGAGACUUAUCUGGAGGCCAUCAGGAAGAACAUUGAGUGGCUGAAGAAACACAGCAAAGAAGAAGGAAAAGAUGAUUAUGACCUGUCCAAGCUAAAGGACUUCAUGGACCAGCAAGUCGACUCCUACAUUGAGAAAGGCAUCAUCGCCAAGGACGAAGGCGACACCAUCAAGCGGAUCUACAGCAGCUUGUAAUGCCAUCACCCAUCCUCCAACCAACCUCUGGCCUAAAAGACAAGACUGAAUCUGAAAUGAAGAUCUCCAACAAAACCCUGACUAUUUAACAGUUAUUUCCCAUGGCAUGGUAAAGUAUAUACUGUGUAUUUAAAACUACCUGCUUAGGGGAACUUAUUCACACUCCCAGACACCCCCAAAAUGUAUCAAGAAGGGAUUUAAUAAUCAACUAAACAGUUAAAUUAUUCUUUACAGCUAAGUAACGAUUGAUUAUAUUUGCACGUCAAGAUCGCAGAGUAAUGAUCGCUAGAAUAUUAUUGAGAGAGAAAUCAAAGUAUUUUAUGUAACCAACUCACACGUCCAACUAAAUGCUCGCAUUUACUCCAACCUGACUCCUGUGGGAAAUGAAUGUUAUGAGAGUAUGAUGCUGUAGCUUUGUCGUCAACUACUGUUUCCAAUAUUUGUUUUUGCAACAACAUACACAUAUAUCAAAUUGUACUCAUUCUGUGUAACCUGUCUUAGGCUAUUACAUUUCUUUUUUCCGGUGUAUAUGUAAGCUCUUAAUGUAUCCUUGCUUUUUAUUUUACCAAAAAUAUAUUUGUUGUGUAUCAUGUCAAUGCCCUCCGUACUCCUCUGUUCUACUGGAAUUCUCCUGGGGCCCACUAGGGGGCCAUGUAUGUAUCAUCAAUUCUCUCUGCAUGUCUCUGUGAGUUUCCAUUUCCAUCUCUGUAGAGACAGAAGAUAAGUAUUUUUAAAUGUAAAUAUUUGUGAGUUUUUCCUAAAGUUUAAAAAGCAAUUAAAACAUUGUCUUUUCUUUAUCUGUGUACUUAACUGUG